Messenger RNA from Tachysurus vachellii, 3552 nucleotides. RefSeq names its product CCAAT enhancer binding protein zeta (gene cebpz). Gene Ontology annotation, cellular component: nucleus. The coding region runs from base 49 to 3288 and encodes 1079 amino acids. The transcript is spliced from 17 exons. NCBI's taxonomy places the organism in Eukaryota, Metazoa, Chordata, Actinopteri, Siluriformes, Bagridae. The record is from RefSeq and is a predicted model, not a curated record.
GUCGUUUGGAACGGAGCCGGUGCGUGUUGAUUUUUUUUUAUUUCCAGCAUGGCUCCGAAAGGCAAGCGGCGGCCAGAGAAAGCUGGAAGAUUUAAACAAAACGAAGACGACACGAUUAAAAACGACAACAACGACAGCGGGAGUGAUGAGGGCCAGAAAGAGGAAGAUGAAUUUACCCUGGAUGAUGUGCUACGUUUGGGAGGCACUAAGGCAGACUACGUCAUGCUUUCUGCAGUUGAUGACAGUAACGAGCUGGUAAAUGGUGGAAAGAAAGGUGCGAUCGAUGAAUUGGAGGAAGGUGAGCUACAAGAGUUUAUCACCAAACUGGGAAUCCAGUCCUAUUCAGGACAGAUGGUUGUUGAAGAUGAAGAUGAGGAUGAGAAGGAAGAACAAAACAAAGAGAAACAAUCCAAACCCAUUGCGGAAAAGAAGAGCAAGAAAAAAGAUGCCUCUAAAGUGGAGUCCAGCAAGACGCUCGGAGUCGAGCAAGAAGCCGAGCCGAAGAAGAGCGAGUCCAAAAAAACAAGCAAAAAAGCCAAGCAAAAAGAAGCCGACCUUUUUGAAUUUUACCCCCGUCAGGUUCUAUUGGUCAAGCCUGGAGGAAAAUGGUAUGACAUAGACUACACUUCUGAGACUAGCACUUGUGCUCAGGACGAAUCACAGAUUUCUCGGUACAAAGCUUUGGCUCAGAAGCUUCUAGAGGCUGAAACAAAUCUUUACAAAAAUAAGAAAAUCCUACAGAAAGGAGCAAACACAGUCUGGAUGAAGAGCGUCGUCUCGACCGGGACACUGGCAGACAGGAUGGCAGCCAUGACUGUGCUCAUCCAGGACGCUCCUGUGCACUGUCUGGAGCACAUUGAGAGCCUGAUCACAAUGAUGAAGAAGAAAGGAAGUCGUAGGCAAGGCCUCAUGGCUUUGGACACGCUUAAAGAGCUGCUGUUGUCUGAUUUACUCCCAGAGAAUCGGAAACUGCGGAGCUUCUCCCAACGCCCGUUUAACCAGCUAGAGGAGCGUGCGAGUGGAAACCGAGAUGUCCGAGACCGGCGCCUUGUCCUCUGGUACUUCGAGCACCUUCUCAAGCUACAGCUGGCUGAGUUUGUAAUAGCUCUUGACGCUUUGGCUCACGAUACGGUCCUGGCCACCAAAAUGAAAGCUCUGACCACAGCUCUUGAGCUGCUCUGCAACCGGCCUGAGCAGGAGAAAGCCCUGCUGAUGCAAGUUGUCAACAAACUGGGAGAUCCAGAGUACAAAAUUGCCUCAAAGGCCUCAUAUCUGCUGGAGACACUCCUUCAUAAACAUCCCUUGAUGAAAUCGGUGGUGUGCAUCGAAGUAGAGCGUCUGAUGUUCAGACCCAACAUAAGCGCCAAGGCUCAGUAUUACGCCUCCUGCUUCCUCAACCAGGUGAUGCUGAGCCACGACGAGGCCGAGCUUGCCACCAAACUCAUCACUAUCUACUUCAGCUUCUUCCGUCUCUGCGUCAAAAAGAAGGAGGUGGAGUCUAAGAUGCUGGGUGCGCUGCUGAGCGGCGUCAACAGGGCUUAUCCAUACACCAAGGCCGGAGAUGAGACGGUCCGGGAGCAGCUGGACACGCUGUUUAAAGUGGUGCACAUCGUGAAGUUCAGCACAGCUGUGCAAGCUCUCAUGCUGCUCUUCCAGGUUAUGGAUUCUCAGCAGAGCGUUUCCGAUCGAUACUACGUCGCCCUUUACAAAAAACUGUUAGAUCCUGGUCUGUCAGUAAGUUCGAGGCAGAGCAUGUUCCUCAACCUGCUGUACAAAUCUCUGAAAGCAGACAUCGUCCUGCGCCGUGUUAAGGCCUUUGUGAAGAGGCUGCUGCAAGUGAGCUGUGAGCAGGGCCCUACGUUUGCCUGCGGAGCGCUCUUCCUCGUGUCCGAGGUCAUGAAAGCCAAACCUGGCCUUAAGCUCAUCCUACAAGAAGGGGAUGAAGAGGAGGAGAAGUUUCAGGACCUUAAAGGGGAGGAGGAGGAUGACAAGAAAACUAACGAUGAUGAUGACGAUGAAGAAAGGUUUGUGGAUGCGGAUAAAACUGAAGAGGACCAGUGCAAACAGCCUCAGCAGAUCAAACCAGCUGCAUCGUGGGUACAUCACCAAAACCUAGAGGGUGGUAAGGAUUUGGAGGUUUAUGACCCCAUGCACAGAAACCCUUUAUACUGUGGAGCGAAUCACAGCACACUCUGGGAGCUGCAGAAGCUCGCUGAUCAUUUCCACCCUUCUGUAGCUCUCUUCGCAAAAACCAUCUUGCAGGGACAGCACAUCCAGUACACAGGGGAUCCUCUACAGGACUUCACGCUUAUCAGGUUCUUGGAUCGAUUCGUGUUCAGAAACCCCAAACAAAUGAAGGGCAAACAAAACACAGACGCGACUGUAAUGCAGCCGAAACACAAAAAGACCACGAAUAACAUCCGCUCAUUACCUGUAAACUCUGAGGAGUAUUUGGCCAAAGAGGAAAGUCAGAUCCCUGUGGAUGAGGUGUUCUUCUACAGGUUCUUUAAAAAGAGGGAAGGAGUGACGCGAUUAAAGAAGCCUCACGGAGACGACGCAGAGAGUGUGGAGGACGUGGACGAUGACGAGUUUGACCGACUGCUCGACACGAUUGAGAGUGAUGGCUGCUUCACAGAAUUUAAAGAUGAAGACCUGGACUUUGCUGGCAAUGUAAAGAGCAACAGUAAAAAAGGCAAGAAGUCUGAGGAUGUCUCAGACCUGGAUUCAGAAGAUGACCUGGAUGAUGAGGAGAUCUCACUGGGAAGCAUGGAUGAGGAAGACUUUGGUGAUGAGCUGGAGGAUGAUGGUGGUGCUUUUAUGGACCCAGGUGGAGACGAUGACGAUGAAGUACCAGAGCUUGAGGAUGAUGAUGAUGGUGAUGAUGCUGUGUUUGAUGACUUUGAUGACAUGGAUGAGGCAGCAGAGAUCAGCACAGGAGGCAAAAAAGGCAAGAGGAAAUCAUCUGGACCUCUCGGACUGUUUGAUUCCAAACCAAGCAAGAUGAAAAAGAGAGGAAAGAUGGAGGAUACGGCCAUGUUCGCAGCAGCUGAGGAGUUUGGUGAUCUGCUGGAUGAAAACUCUGAUAUGAAGUUCGACAACAUCGGGAUUAACGCGAUGGCUAACAAAGACAAAGCCAGUGUCAAACAGCUGAAAUGGGAGGUCCAGCGUGAUGAUUGGCUCAGGGGACGUGAUGUCAAGACGCUCAGGAGGAAGAAGGCCAUGUUUAAGAAGAGGAAACAGUUUGGGAAAGGCAAACCGGGCAAAAAGACUGUAGGCAGGAAGAUGUGAUGGCUUUCGUCCUCCGGAGUGUUUCUGUCUGUCUAGCUGUCUUUCCGUUCCUGCCCUGUAGACCACACGCCUUGAUCGGCUUCCCGGAUGCCGUAGUUCCCGGCCCAUUCGUUGGACUUGUAAUAAACUGAGUGAGAGAAUGAAAGCUCUUAAUUCGGUUUCAGUUUGUAGUCAUUAAUUGCUAUGUUGGUGGCAAAUAUUUCUCAAGACAAAAAUUGUCAACAUGUAAUAACUACAUUUUGUAAUAAAUGUAAUUUUACUGUU